Pseudovirgaria hyperparasitica is the source of this 3525-nucleotide messenger RNA. RefSeq names its product exonuclease-like protein. Gene Ontology annotation, molecular function: protein binding; nucleic acid binding. The record is from RefSeq and is a predicted model, not a curated record. NCBI's taxonomy places the organism in Eukaryota, Fungi, Ascomycota, Dothideomycetes, Acrospermales, Acrospermaceae. Gene Ontology annotation, cellular component: P-body; PAN complex. Bases 1 to 3525 code for a protein of 1174 amino acids. Gene Ontology annotation, biological process: nuclear-transcribed mRNA poly(A) tail shortening. The transcript is spliced from 8 exons.
AUGGACGGAGACUGGGGAGAGAUUGCGGCGAUUCCUUUAGCUGCUCCUACACCUCACGGACAGCAUGCAACUGCUUUCACUUCUCCCCAACCUACUGCGAUCGCGCUCGAUCCAUAUCAGGAGCUACUAUGGGCGGGGACCGACCGCGGCACUGUAGCAUCGUUUCAUAUCGACAAUCUCCGACAAUACCACGCAUACACAAGGUUCCGGGCGCAUAGGGACAUUAUAAGGGACCAAAUAAAACAGGUUCAGUCUGUCAGACAAAUUCUGGUCUUUGACAAAGGCGUGCUAUCGGUAUCUCCAAAGAGUGUACAUCUGUCGAAUCGACGCGGAGUAACACAAUGGCAUCUCGAGUACGAUGGAUUCGAGGACCUCCAUUGUAUGACUUUUACUUCUAAGGCUGCGCAGGAGCUUGUAGUUGCGGGACAACAAGAUACCAUGUUUGUAAUUGAUAUUGAGAAGGGAUCUAUCAUUCAAACGAUGAAUGCGGUAGCACACUAUACGAGGAUGAAAAGUACAGGCCAGUACAUCUGUGCCUGUACGAACUUUGGAAACGUUCAUUUCCUCGAUACGAGUAAAUUCCAACUCAAAAAGGAAUGGGAAGCUCACGGCGGUUGGGUCAACGAUAUCGAUGCAAGCGGUCACCUUGUCAUCACCUGCGGCGGGUCUAGAAGAGGGCUGGAUGGGGUACCAUAUUACGACAGUCAUGCCAACGUAUUCGACAUGAAGGCUAUGAAGCCACUCACGCCCAUUUCAUGUACUCUUCCUGUAGGAUUUGUCCGGAUGCAUCCAAGAUUGCAUGCGAGCGCUAUGAUUGCCUCCCACACCGGGUAUAUUCAACUGGUCGAUGUGAAUUCCUCCAGUGCAACAGGCAUGCAUCAAUUGCCACUCUUCAAUGAGGUCUACCUUCAAUGCUUUGAGCUAUCAGCCGCGGGCGAAUCAAUUGCUUACACCGAUACUUAUGGACAGUUACGUCUUCAUGGGUCAGCUUCAAAAUUCCGCAUUUCCGAAUAUAGUAAUGGCAAGCUAGAAUGGUACGAUCAGAUACCAACCCAGGAGUUGUCAUGGGAUGAGCCGCUGAACAAGAUUGGAGUGCCGGUGUAUAGAGGACCAUUGCUAUCCAACUGGCCGGGCCAUACUAUAUACGAAGUUGGAGCCCCACCGCCACUAAUCGACGAGACACUUCUCACGCAAGCCGUGAAGUCUGGAGGAUGGACAAGUAAUCCUGACAAGUCAAAGCCGAGGAACUUGGCGGAGAAGACAAGGUCUUCGCAUCGAGUGGUUCAGGCUAUGGCAGUUCCUAAAUUUUUGAGUGACCGUGCUAAAGCCAGGACCGCGCCUUCAAUGAACAGCGAGAGGAGGCGCAGCGAAACCUUUGAAACCAUCAUUGAUAAAGAUGGGCAAGAUGGGAAAGAAGAUUCACGUAUCUAUCAGCCUAUGGACAUUCAGUACAGCAGAUUUGGCAUUGAAGAUUAUGACUUCCGAUACUGGAAUUCCACUCCAUACCCAGGUCUCGAGACUCAUGUCAAUAAUUCUUACGCCAACUCGCUCCUCCAGCUCUUCAGAUUCGUACCGUGGAUAAGAAAUGCGGCUCUUUGGCAUGCUGCAUCUUCGUGUUUAUAUGAGACGUGUCUUUUGUGUCAGCUAGGAUAUCUCAUCGAUAUGCUGGAGAAGACGGAUGCACCCAACUGUCAUCCGAGUAACUUUUUGAAAACUAUGGAGACGCUUCAAGAAGCACGGGCGGCUGGAAUACUGAUCCAAGCUUCGGGAAAUAACCACCUAGCCUCUAUGGUUCAAGCUCUUAACGGGUUUCUUGUCAAACGCUUCGUACUCGAUGCAGCACGAAUUUUUACCGGAGCCUCCCCAUUAGAACAAAUCUUCACUCUGCCUAUGCAAGAGACCAUGCGCUGUUCGGUAUGCAAGGUGGCAAGCGCUAAUCCGAGUGUCUCGAAGACCAUGGUGCAAGAGCUGUCGUACGCUCAAACAACUCGCCGAAGCCCCGGUCGCACACUCCGAAACAUGACGUUUUCUCAGAUUCUUAAGCUGAGUGUUGAAGGACCCACGGCUAGUCGAGGAUGGUGCAGUACUUGUCGACGGUAUCAGUCUAUCAAUCGUCUCAAGAAUAUUACAGACAUCCCAGGCGUUUUACUGGUCAAUACAAAAGCUGGAAGUGGCAAUGAGGAUUCAAAAUCGCUGUGGACGAUACCGAAUUGGUUACCACAGGAGAUUGGCGUCAUUCUUCAGCAGGGCCAGUUCUUCUGCUUUGAGGGCAAUGACAUCAAGACCCAUUUGCAGCGCGGUGCACAUGACAUGCAGUUGUAUGAGCUGAUCGGGGUGGUGUGCGAUGUAACCCCCGAUAAGGCACCAAAACAGCACCUUGUGUCAAUUAUCAAUGUGAGCCCUUCCUCCGCUGAGAAGGGAUUGGAAAACAAAUGGUAUCUCUUCAAUGAUCACCACGUAAGAUCAAUACCUGUUGCAAAGGCACUACGUUUCGAUGCCAGAUCAAAGCUUCCAGUGAUACUGGCAUACCAAAGGAAAUCAUAUAGACAUGAAGUAGACGAUGGAUGGAAAGAGAACCUCGACACAAGCGCUUUGUUUCAGUCAUGGUCGCACAGACAAGAACAGGAUGUCAAGAAGUUUCGCUUACUUGAUCAGCAUACUGAAUACCCACGAAAGGGCAUGCCCAUCGCCAUCGAUGCUGAGUUUGUCGAGGUUCGCAAGGAAGAGAUCGAGAUCACACCAGAAGGAACCAAACAGAUUUCCCGCCCUCAGCGACUAGCUCUUGCACGAGUAUCAGUACUGCGAGGUGAUGGCAUCGAUGAAGGUGUGCCAUUCAUUGAUGACCAUGUGAUUGUCACUGAGCCUAUCACGGACUACUUGACAGAAUGGUCUGGCAUCCACGAAGGUGAUCUAAACCCUAACAUUUCUAGACACGCGCCUGUGCCUCUUAAAGUUAUAUACAAAAAGUUAUGGCUUCUCCUGAAUCUGGGGUGCGUCUUCAUCGGUCACGGUCUCAUCAAAGACUUCCGUACAAUCAACAUCCUUAUACCACCAGCGCAAGUUUUUGACACUGUUAAGAAGUUCCAUGAUGAGGAGACAAAACGGCUGAUUAAACUCAAAUUUCUUGCGUGGCACUUCUUCAGAACGGUAGACUUUCAGAACGACAAGGAACUUGGACACGACUCAAUUGAAGACGCAUAUAUGGCACUCAGGCUUUGGCGCAAGUGGCGCGAGUUCGAGGACGCAGGCAUAACAAAGAGGAUGAUCCAAGAAUUGUAUAUUGAGGGAAACAAGGUGGGCUGGAGACUUCAAGGUCAAGACUCAGGCCGACCCGGAACAAGCGGUGGACGACGUGAAAUGAGUGAUUUUGGACUGCAGACUCCAGAAAGAGGCAACAGUAGGGCACAAACUCCUCUGACGACGCCAAAGACACAGACGAUAGGAUCAAGGAUACUUGGUCCUGGUGGCUCUGGGAGAGACGUGUUCGCCGACAGUCCACGAAAAGCUGGUACUAGCGCUGAGUGA